AGACCGGCAGAUUAUCCGGCUCGACGCGCUCUGUAGACGCUGUGAACAAACCGGUUAGUUGUACCUGAAGGGAAGAGGCUCCUGCUCAAACAGCCACCGGUCUCUUUUUCGUCUUUUCAACCCGGGAUAUAAGCGGCUCGCUUCUCGUGUACUGUGCGGCUCUUCAGUACCUAAGGAAUGCCCAGAGAGCUGACCCAGAACAGGAUCCAAAAGAUCUGGGUUCCCACCAAAGAUGACAAGACGGCGCCCCGGAGAGCAGCUGGCGCACCCCACUUCGCCAACCCCCCCACUGUCAUUGUGAUGGUGGGUCUGCCGGCUCGAGGCAAGACGUACAUGUCCAGGAAACUCACCCGCUACCUCAACUGGAUCGGCAUGCCCACCAAAGUCUUCAACGUGGGAGAGUAUCGCAGGGAGGCAGUCAAGAACUACAGCUCCUAUGACUUCUUCAAGCCCGAUAAUGAGUGUGCCGUGAAAAUCAGGCAGCAGUGUGCCUUAGCAGCCUUGAGGGAUGUCAAGUCCUAUCUGAAGGAUGAGGGAGGUCAAGUAGCGGUCUUCGAUGCCACAAACACAACAAGAGAAAGGCGAGACAUGAUCCUCAAAUUCGGCAGUGAGAAUGGUUUCAAGAUCUUUUUCAUUGAGUCCGUGUGCGAUGAUCCCAGCGUCAUUGCGUCAAACAUCAUGGAAGUGAAAGUGUCAUGUCCUGACUACCGGGACUGCAACAAGACAGACGCCAUGCUGGACUUUCAGAGGAGAAUUGAAUGCUACAAAACCAGCUACCAACCUCUGGACCCUGAUGAGCACGACAGGGAUCUCUCCUUCAUCAAGGUGAUUGAUGUAGGUCGCCGGUUCCUCGUCAACCGGAUCCAGGAUCACAUCCAGAGUAAGAUCGUCUACUACCUGAUGAACAUCCACGUCCAGCCCCGAACCAUCUACUUGUGUCGGCACGGAGAGAGCACUGACAACCUGGAGGGGCGGCUCGGCGGAGACUCCGGCCUCUCGCCACGGGGCAGACAGUUUUCAGCUGCCCUGGCUCGGUUUGUGGAGGAGCAGAAGCUGAAGGAUCUGAAGGUUUGGACCAGCCAGCUGUGUCGCAGCAUCCAGACCGCUGAGCACCUGGGAGUCCCGUACGAACAGUGGAAGGCUCUUAAUGAGAUCGAUGCUGGAAUAUGUGAGGAGAUGACAUACGAUGAGGUGAAGGAGAAAUUCCCAGAGGAGUUUGCUUUGAGAGAUGAGGAUAAAUUCUACUACCGCUAUCCUGCUGGAGAGUCCUACCAGGACCUGGUCCAGCGGGUGGAGCCAGUCAUCAUGGAGCUGGAGAGGCAAGAGAACGUCCUGGUUAUUUGCCACCAGGCCGUCAUGCGCUGCCUUCUGGCCUACUUCCUGGAUAAGAGCGCAGAUGAGAUGUCCUACCUGAAGUGUCCCCUCCACACGGUACUGAAGCUCACACCGGUCGCCUAUGGGUGCAAAGUGGAGUCUAUCUAUCUGAAUGUGGAGGCAGUGAACACCCACAGAGACAGACCGGAGGAGGUGAAGCGGGGUCCUGGCACCUUGAUCAGGAGGAACAGUGUGACUCCCCUGACCAGCCCCGAGUCAAACAUCAAGAAACCUCGCAUCGAUGACCUGGACGAGGCUCCCAUCCAGGAGCUGCCUCCAUCUGUUGCCUCGCUGGCGCUCUGCAGCCCCUCACACCUCCCUCUCACACUGGCAGGACAGCACUGGCUGGGCAAAGUUUGCCUAACCUGAGGAGGAGCUCGUCUGGCCGCCAUGAUGUCCUGCAGCCCUGCCAAUGAAACUGCACCGAUGUGUCACGAGGCUCAAGAGCCCGGAAAGCGGAUCUCUGAAAAAAGACAAUAACAGAAAACAAUGAGAAAAAGUCAAAUUGAAAUUAUUUUUCAAAAAGCAACGUGUCUCAGUUUGUAAAACGCAUCAUUUUGUCAGUCAGGGACGUAAGUUAGUGAACCUUUUAUUGUUCAAAAAGGACCACGGUCGGGGCGUCCUAUAGCUCACUUGGUAGAGCAGGCACCCCAUGGGCUGAGGCUACAGUCCUCCCUGCAUGGACCAUGGUUAUUCAAUUUCUGUCCUGUCAGUUGUUUAUGUUCACAGAGAUGUUAGUUCAAAGCAAAACUCUUAAGUUCUCCAUUUCUUGUCAUUGUCAGACAUGUUCUUUCUCUCGGAGACGGAUGACUCUGUGUUGUCUGGCAAACUUUUAGAAAGUCGUGUGUGUACUUUACUCAGACUGAAGGAGACGAACUGUGACUCGUUUUAACCGACCGUCAUUCCUGUUACAUCUCACAGCUCCGAUGGCUCUCCGGGAAACCAGUUUCUUUUGGUUUAUCACGUGGAGAGACCAAAGAUCUAACCCUCACACCCAGAUAAAACUCUCAGCUCAUACUUUUGUUUUUUUUUCCAACCAGGUUCUCGUGGUUGUAUUUAAUUAAGAAGGAUAUAGUAUUUAGUUUACACUGCAAACUCUUUGGCACUUCUUUGAAAGCACUGGCAUUUUCCAUGUACACGUGGCACAGCGCCACGAUUUUAUUGACUCCUUUGUAUGCUGUCACGCUACAAAAUAAGUCGUCAUUUUGCACAGUGGGGAUGAAUUUUUACUCUUGUUUGGUUCACGUGUCACGGUGUGUAUUUCACGGUAAUGGAGGGCAUUUUCGCCGUAGAGUGCCUGUAGUGCUUGUUUUGCAAGCCUGACGCUGCUUCUCUUGCUAUUUCUCUGGACUGGAUUUCUUGAGGAGAAGCGCCACAUUUCACCUAAUAACUUCUCAUAUCGUUUCAAUGUUUUAUUUUUCACAGUUUGCAUAUUUAUUUUUCAUCGUGUGUAGUUUAAAUGCUACAGUACAUGUCAAUCAUUCAACAAAGUUGUCUCCACCGGUGGGAAACUUUAUUUUCCUUAAUUUCGUUUUGCUGUUAUUGUCUGCUACGCACAAACGUAAGCACCUUUUUGUUAUAACAAUGCGUGCUGUUAAUAAUAUCCUUGUAAAAGUUAGUGUACAUACAGUGUAACUGGAGAUGUGUGGGAACUUGGUACUCUUUUCAAGACAAACGUGUGUGUGCAUAACUGUUUUUGUACUAAUGUGUUGGGAUUGAAUGGAAAGCAGGAUAUCUGCGGAGAAAGAAGCUGCUGCUUAACCUCUCUUGGUAAAACUGUAAACAUGUUUGCUUGAGAUACUUGAAAUUUGUUUUUUGUAAAAACUUUUAUUAUAUUCUUUAUUUAUUUUUAUGUAGUUUUAAAUGACUGCUUGGAGCGAGAGGCAUGUUAUUUUAAUCUGAGGAUUACGCAUGGGAGAACAGUAUGUUGUACAGUUGAUUUUUGCAACUGCUGGACCAAUAAAUUCACUCCAGGAAAAUAA
Molecule: messenger RNA, 3356 nt
Organism: Toxotes jaculatrix (banded archerfish)
Lineage: Eukaryota; Metazoa; Chordata; Actinopteri; Toxotidae
Gene: pfkfb3
Product: 6-phosphofructo-2-kinase/fructose-2,6-biphosphatase 3
Exons: 15
Coding region: 178-1743 (521 amino acids)
Biological process (GO): fructose metabolic process; fructose 2,6-bisphosphate metabolic process
Cellular component (GO): cytosol
Molecular function (GO): 6-phosphofructo-2-kinase activity; ATP binding; fructose-2,6-bisphosphate 2-phosphatase activity
Source: RefSeq, a predicted model, not a curated record